Messenger RNA from Vanessa atalanta (red admiral), 486 nucleotides. RefSeq lists its product as uncharacterized. The record is from RefSeq and is a predicted model, not a curated record. The transcript has 4 exons. NCBI's taxonomy places the organism in Eukaryota, Metazoa, Arthropoda, Insecta, Lepidoptera, Nymphalidae. The coding region runs from base 56 to 469 and encodes 137 amino acids.
UCGCGGUUGUUGCUCUGUUGUUUUAGGUUAGAUAAAUAUUAUUCACCCAACGACAAUGUUGUUCUCCGGUAAAAAGUUUCGAAGAGUCAGAUGUGAGAACCUCGACGAAAUGUUGUCAGCAACUCAGGCAAACGAAGACAUCGUCCGCGUGUUAAAAUCAAAGGCCCCUAUUGUGACGUUCACGAUGAAAGACGAAAAUACAAUACACAUGGACCUGGAAGUCGAAGGUAAACACGUAACUCACAGCUUCAAUUUUGGAGAAGAACAUGAGAUGGAGAGAAAAGAUGGAGGAAAGGUAAAAAUCACAUACACCAGAGAAGGAAAUAACAUUCUUAAUCAAGUGAUAAAGAUGCCAGACGGAAAAAUAGCUUACUUUAGAAGGGAAAUCAUAGGCAAGGAAAUUAAAAUGAUCGUCAACAUGGAAGGGUCGGACCUCACCGCUACGAUAUAUUACGAAGUUAUUGAGUAAAACAUGGAAUAUACUCU